This is a messenger RNA of Naumovozyma dairenensis CBS 421, 1758 nucleotides long. RefSeq names its product polynucleotide adenylyltransferase PAP1 (gene PAP1). Lineage: Eukaryota; Fungi; Ascomycota; Saccharomycetes; Saccharomycetales; Saccharomycetaceae. Gene Ontology annotation, molecular function: RNA binding; poly(A) RNA polymerase activity. Gene Ontology annotation, cellular component: nucleus. The record is from RefSeq and is a predicted model, not a curated record. The transcript has a single exon. The coding region runs from base 1 to 1758 and encodes 585 amino acids.
AUGAACUAUCAAAAAGUAUACGGUAUCACUGGUCCCGUCUCGAUUGCACAAUCCACAGCAGCAGAAAACAAAUUAAAUGAUGAAUUAGUACAAGAAUUGAAAAAAGAGAACUCUUUCGAAACAGAACAAGAAACAGCCAAUAGAGUGAAAGUUCUUGAAAUUCUACAAAAAUUAACUGAAAAUUUCGUAUUUAAAGUCUCGAAAAAUAAAAAUAUGUCAGAUGGGAUGGCGAAGGAUUCGGGUGGGAAAGUUUUCACUUUUGGUUCUUAUAGACUGGGUGUUCAUGGUCCUGGGAGUGAUAUUGAUACUUUAAUUGUGGUCCCUAAACAUGUCACCAGAGAAGAUUUUUUUACCGUGUUUGAUUCGUUGUUGAGAGAAAGACCUGAAUUGGAAGAGAUUGCUCCUGUCCCGGAUGCAUUCGUUCCCGUCAUUAAGGUCAAAUUUAGUGGAAUUUCCAUUGAUUUACUUUGUGCCAGAUUAGAUAUUGCUCAAGUUCCCUUGAAUUUAACACUUAGCGAUAAGAAUCUUUUGAGGAAUUUAGACGAGAAGGAAUUGAGAGCAUUGAAUGGUACAAGAGUGACAGAUGAAAUCCUGGAAUUGGUCCCGAAACCAAACGUAUUUAGAAUAACAUUAAGAGCCAUUAAAUUAUGGGCACAACGAAGAGCCAUUUAUGCUAAUGUGUUUGGAUUCCCCGGUGGUGUGGCUUGGGCAAUGCUUGUGGCAAGAAUUUGUCAAUUAUAUCCCAAUGCAUGUAGUGCGGUAGUAUUAAAUCGAUUUUUCAAGAUUUUCUCUGAAUGGAAAUGGCCACAACCAGUUGUGUUGAAACCUAUUGAAGAUGGUCCUUUACAAGUACGUGUUUGGAACCCAAAGAUAUAUGCUCAAGAUAGAUCUCAUAGAAUGCCCGUUAUUACACCGGCAUAUCCAUCCAUGUGUGCUACUCAUAACAUUACAGAAUCCACCAAAACAAUUAUAUUGAAGGAAUUCGCCAGAGGUGUUCAAGUGACAAAUGAUAUCUUUUCGAAUAAGGGUAAUUGGGGGGAUUUAUUCAAGAAACAUACAUUUUUCUACGAGUAUAAAUUUUAUCUGACUAUUACAGCUUCUACAAGGGGUACCGAUGAAGAACAUUUGAAGUGGAGUGGGCUAGUAGAAAGUAAACUAAGAUUGUUGAUAUUAAAACUGGAAGCGUUGCCGGGGAUCAAUUUGGCACAUCCAUAUACAAAACCUUUUGAAUCUACAUAUUGCUAUACCACUGACGAAGAAAGUAAAACUAUAUUAAAUGAUUAUGGUUCACAUGCGACCGAAGGAACAUUAAAUAACUUCCUAAAGGUGACAGAUGAUAAUAAGAACAAUGAUGACGUCAAAGAUAAAAAGAAAGUUCGUAUUACGACAAUGUACAUUGGACUAAAUGUGAAUGUUGCAAAUAAAAAGGAAAAAAUUGACAUUCAUGUCCCAUGUACAGAGUUUUUCAAUUUGUGUCGUAAUUUUAAUGAAGAGUAUCAAAAAUCUGAUUUAUAUGCUUUAUCAAUAAGGUACGUCAGAUUAUAUGAUCUUCCUGAUGCAGUGUAUGACGAAGGCGAAUCUAGGCCCAUCAAGAAGAGUUCCAAAACGAAAAGAAAGAAAAGAGAUGGGGAAGAUGAAUUGACGAAAAGGGUACGAUCAGAGAAGUCAUCUUACGAUAACAAUGCAAGUAUCUUGGCUUCCAAAGUUUCAUCAUCUUCAUCUGAUAAUAAGUUGCCCGUAGCGUCAACGACGGCAUAA